UGUAUUACCCGGUUUGUCCUCAGCUGCCUCAUUAUCAUGCCUCCUUCCAUUCCUUCUUUACUCACCGUUACUCUCUUGCUCUCAUUCUCUCUCUCUCUCUCCAAACCCGCCGGCCGCCGCCGCCGUGAACUCAUAGUCGAUUACUAUGCUAAGUCAUGUCCUCAGGUGGAGCAGCUAAUCGCUUCACUCACCUCCCAACACUUCAAGGAAGCUCCAGUUUCAGGCCCUGCCACAAUUCGUCUCUUUUUCCAUGACUGCUUCGUCGAUGGUUGUGAUGGCUCAAUAUUGAUAGCAGCAAAGGCGGGAAGCAAGGAGUUGACAGAGAAAGAUGCAGAGGAUAACAAGGAAUUGAGAGGGGAAGGGUUUGAGAUUGUAAGACAGGCAAAGGCUGUGUUGGAGAGUAAGUGCCCUGGGGUUGUGUCUUGUUCAGAUAUUCUCGCCAUUGCAGCUAGAGAUUUUGUCCAUUUGGCUGGAGGGCCUUAUUAUCAAGUCAAGAAAGGAAGAUGGGAUGGAAAGAUAUCAAUAGCAUCAAGGGUUAAAUCCAACCUUCCACAAUCAAAUUCAACAGUUGAUCAAUUGAUCAAGCUCUUCAGUUCCAAAGGUUUAACCAUCAAUGAUCUUGUCGUCCUCUCUGGUGCACAUACAAUUGGUUUUGCACACUGCAAAGAAUUUGUUAACAGACUAUAUGAUUUCCGAGGCACCAAGCAACCGGACCCUGCAAUUGAUCCAAGAUUGCUAAAAGAACUAAGAAUGUCAUGCCCUCGUUUUGGAGGCAGUGCUGAUGUUGUUGCACCAUUUGAUGUCACCACCCCAUUCUUGUUUGACCACGCUUAUUAUGCAAACUUGGGUGCCAAAAUGGGACUUUUGGCAUCAGACCAAGCCUUGUUUUUGGACCCAAGAACCAAGCCUCUGGUUCAGGAGCUUGGGAAAGAUAAGCAGAAGUUCUUUCAAGCUUUUGGUGUUGCUAUGGAGAAAAUGGGUUCAAUAGGAGUAAAGAGAGGAAGGAGACAUGGAGAGAAGAGGAGGGAUUGUAGUCUGCACGUGUGACAACCAUUGUUUAUUAUCUCUUUGACUUGUUAUUUUAAAAAUAUUUCA
Carica papaya (papaya) is the source of this 1095-nucleotide messenger RNA. RefSeq names its product Peroxidase superfamily protein. NCBI's taxonomy places the organism in Eukaryota, Viridiplantae, Streptophyta, Magnoliopsida, Brassicales, Caricaceae. The record is from RefSeq and is a predicted model, not a curated record. Gene Ontology annotation, molecular function: peroxidase activity; heme binding. Gene Ontology annotation, biological process: hydrogen peroxide catabolic process; response to oxidative stress.